This is a messenger RNA of Cuculus canorus (common cuckoo), 1882 nucleotides long. RefSeq names its product Scm polycomb group protein like 4 (gene SCML4). The transcript is spliced from 9 exons. Gene Ontology annotation, molecular function: protein binding. Bases 121 to 1383 code for a protein of 420 amino acids. The record is from RefSeq and is a predicted model, not a curated record. Lineage: Eukaryota; Metazoa; Chordata; Aves; Cuculiformes; Cuculidae.
GGCUUUUGCUGAGGUCUGUGUGACUGUGCUGAAAGUCCUCUGCCCUUUGGGUCCCAGUGCCCGGGCUCUCUAAAGGCACUGCUCAGUGUUUUAACCUAAGCAAUAGCAGCCUCGGGGCAAAUGAGCCACCUACAGUGCCUGCCCCCCAGCCUGGUUCCUGGGGAGAUGGAGACCCCCAGGAUGGUGGGGAAGAAGCGAGGGCGGCCCCCACUCCAGCCAGCACCCAUCAAAGUGGCAGCACACAACCUCUACUCAGCACCAGCUGGUGCUUUGCCCGUCAUGAAGAUCCCAAAGAAGAGAGGAAGAAAACCUGGGUACAAGCUGAAGUCUCGUGUUCUGAUGACUCCCUUAGCAAUCUCUCCACCGAGAAGCACACCGGAGCCAAAUAUCAGUUCAAUACCCCAGGAUGCAGCUACGAUACCCAACUCAGCCACCCCACAGGCUCUCACAGUCUGUAUUUAUGUCAACAAACAAGCGAACCUGGGGCCUUACCUUGACAGAAAAAAAGUGCAGCAGCUGCCAGAGCACUUUGGACCAGAGCGACCAUCAGCGGCCCUGCAGCAAGCUGUUCAGGCCUGCAUCGACUGUGCGCUCCAGCAAAAGGUGGUCUUCUCACUCAUCAAGCAGGGCUAUGGAGGAGAGACGGUGUCAGUUUCCGCUUCUUUUGAGGGGAAGCAGCAUCUCUUGAACCUGCAGAUAGUGAACAGCAUCGGGUAUGUCCUGCGCUUCCUGAAGAAACUCUGUCGCAGCCUCUUGUGUGACAAUCUCUUCAGCAACCAGCCUUUCCAGCAGUACAAUGCCAUGUCGGAAAGCCCAGAGGUGUAUGAAAACAGACGGAUGGAGGCAGAAACAGUUACACCUGAGGACUACCUGGUUGAUCCCGCAAACAUGAAGCGGUACAGCGUGGAUCCUGCUGAUUCUGCCUUCAGUUGCAUGGGCUCCAUGUACACCAUGCGACAGAAUCCUGCGGAUGCAUAUCCUGCUGGAGCCUCCUCUUCCUCCUGUAGCCAUCGUCCUGCCCAAAUGUCUUCAGGGGGUUCCUCAUCUGCUGGCCUGCGGCAUCAGAACUCAAGCCCAAAGAAGAAUGGGAGCUAUAUUGAAGGAAACAGAAGUGCCUCAAGCCCUUCACCAGAACAAGAUGCAGCUCGGCCAUCAAGCAAGAAUCCUUUGACCUGGACAGUGGAUGAUGUGGUUUGGUUUGUGAAGGAUGCAGACCCUCAUGCUUUAGGUCCCCACGUGGAGCUCUUCAGAAAACACGAGAUUGAUGGCAAUGCUUUGUUGCUGCUGAAAAGUGACAUGAUCAUGAAAUACCUGGGGCUGAAACUGGGACCCGCGCUGAAACUGUGUUACCACAUUGAUAAGCUCAAGCAAGCAAAGUUCUAACAAUUUCUUGAAAAACCACAGCACCUGACCUAAAUCUAGGCGGAAAACUAAAGAGGGAGCAGCCCUAAUAGACUUGAGGCUGGAGCUCUGAUGCCAUGGUGCUUUCUGUCUGAUGAGCUUUGACCAUCAUGACUCUCCUAUGAGCACAUCCAUAAAUACUGACAAGGAAUCACAGGUACGGAGCAGAAUAAGCCUCUCACUGUUUACAGAUAAAUAAUUCAAGAAAAGCUCAAAUGCAGAGAGUGUUUCUGGCAGGAUGUUUCCCAUUAUGCCGAAGAGGGAGUGGAUGGCUCCUGCGGUGUCUGGUGCACUCAGCUGUUAGCUCCCUUCCCUGAGCCAUUUCUGUCUGGUGCACAGUUUGUGGCACUUAAAGAAAAAGCAGAAUUUCUGGGGUUGGUUUUGUUUGCUUUUUUAAAAACCAAGGGAGCCAAAUAGGAGCAUUCGCCAGGUGCAGCUGGUGAUGCAGGGCACCUCUCUGCACUUUGCAGCAAUGAUCAUG